AUCACCAACGUCACUGAACUAAAGAUAUGUAGGACUUUAGGUUUGAAUUCGUGACGCUAUUAUUUGACGCUGCGCCGGUUCACACCACUCACCGCUCCGGUUGGUUAGCAUAGCUUUGUAGUUCGCUCGUUGGGAAUUUUCGUCCAAUUUUUGCAUGGGUGGUCUCGUAGCACAGACACACUGGAGUCUGCGCGGUUGUUGAAUGAUAAUAUAUGAAAAUUGCCACUUGAAAAAUGUUAUCAGUGGUCGGUGACAACAUUUUUAAUUGGGUUGCAUUUCAAGGUUUAGCCCAGCAAAGGAGUGAUUAAUAAUUCAUUUAUAAGUGACUUCUUGUUUUAUUUUCUUUUUCGUUUUCGCAUGUGUCCCCUCGGCUAGCUUUUUGAUGGAAAAGUUGGAGCUGAGUGGUUCAGCAGCUGAGUGACUAUGGACACCCUGUCCAGCCACAGCUCCUACCUCCUGCAGCAGCUCCAGGAGCAGAGGAUUCAGGGGCUGCUGUGUGACUGCAUGCUGGUGGUCAAAGGUGUCUGUUUCAAAGCCCACAAAAAUGUCCUGGCAGCUUUCAGCUCCCAUUUCAGGUCAUUGUUCCAAAAUUCCCCUAGCCAGAAGAAUGAGGUGUUCCAAUUGGUUAUCCAGGAUGUCAGUGGCAUCGGCCAAAUAUUGGACUACAUGUACACCUCCCACCUGGACAUCAACCAGGAUAAUGUACAAGCGCUCCUGGACAUUGCUCAGUGCUUGCAGGUUCCAAACGUGCAGAGCAUGUGCAAUGCUUUCCUCAAGCCUUGUCCUCCACCAGUGGAAAUCCCAUCAUUUUCUCUUCCAGGCAUGUUGAGCUCUGAGCACGACUGCCUCUUGGGGAGCAGUCUGCCUCACGAUGUUGACCUCCAUUGUCCCUCUGAAGCCCAGAGGCCUGGCCUCAACAAUGACGUGGACCACACCAAAAGGGUGUCAGUUUCUGUGCUAAACAGCAGCUCAAACUGUGACACAGCUAGCAGCACUCCAGCACCUGUAGAAAAACAGCUUGUCCAUGGCCACAGCUCCGUAACUUUUACAGCAAGCAGUACUUCAAACAAAGCGCAAUUCAGAUUAAUAGUACAGCCUCAAAUCAAGGUCCAGGUCCUUUGGUGGGGGUGGAGGAGCAACAGUGUCAGCUUACAGGCAGCCAGGGAGGUAACAACACACCUGUAUGCUCAGGGAAACACAAUUCAGCCUAAUCCUGCCAGCACAUCUGUGGCAGUGGAGAAGAACCCUGUCUCCUCCUUAACACCCUCAGAAAAUUUAAACACUCCCAACUCUGACCCAGCAGACUCCAUGCUCAACAGGCCAGUGCGCCCAAAGAAGGCUGUGUACCUGAAAAAAUACAACUACUUAAGGUCUCAGAAGGCUUUGGAGGAGAUGUGUGCUGAGUCAGCCAGUGAACCUGUCCUCAGCUGUCCCAAAGAGAGUCAUCAAGAAGAGUCUGUAAUCCAGACUGAAACUCCAGAAGCUCCUGUUGAGGUCACUGCUGCAGGCGAGGAGAAGGUUCCUGAGACUUCGACAGACGUGCAACAUCCCAGUCCUCCACCUGUGACCCAAGAGGAGCAAAAUCUAAAGACUGUGCCGGAGCCACCGCAGCAGACAGGACACAAGCAGUAUUGUUGUGAUGUGUGUGGGAAGAUUUUCAAACACCCGAGCAACCUGGAGCUGCACAAGCGGUCACAUACUGGUGAGAAGCCCUUUCAGUGUAAUGUUUGUGGGAGAAACUUUUCACAGGCUGGGAAUUUACAGACCCAUUUGCGGCGACAUUCUGGAGAGAAACCGUACAUCUGUGAAUUAUGCGGUAAAAGCUUUACAGCAUCAGGGGAUGUCCACCGUCACAAAGUGGUCCACACAGGAGAGAAGCCACAUCUGUGUGAUAUAUGUGGUCGAGGAUUUAACAACUUGAGCAAUCUCAAGGAGCACAAGAGGACUCAUGCCACAGACAAGACAUUUACCUGUGAUCAGUGUGGAAAAUCCUUCAACACGCACAGAAAGCUUCUGAAGCACAAGGCCCGUCAUGCUGGAGAGAAACCACACAGCUGUGCCACCUGUGGAAAGUGCUUUAUUGGCUCAGGGGACCUGCAGCGUCACAUACGUUCUCACACCGGUGAGAAACCCUAUAUCUGUAAUGCCUGUGGUAAAAGCUUCACCCGCUCUGCCAUGUUGAGAAGACACAGCAACAUGCACUGCAAAGGUGCUCCAACCGACAGCCCGGUCACCGACAACGCUGAGCAAACUCAGAGUUCAGAUGGAGCAUCCUCUUUCCCUAAGUCCAUCAGCCACAGUAAACCUCCUGUUUCUUCCAGUGAGCAGAAUUUCACCACUAUGAUGCCCCACACAGGACUAGAGAAACCCUCCCCACCUACUCCAUCACCACCACAGCCACCACCACAUAUAGAAACUCCUUCUCCCAGCAUGCACCUCAGUCCAGCUUCCACCCCUACCCCGCUGCCAGAGCUGCGCUCCCUGGUACCACAUCAUCUCCUCUCCUCCAACCACCAGGAGAGAAGUGCGGCCCUGGCUGGUCCAGACCACAUGAAGCUGGGCAAACCCCACCUGUCUCAGGAGGCUGUGUAUGGUCCGUAUGUGGAGAAUGGGCACAUGUCAGUGGAGAUGGGCAGAGGUCUGGUGGGAAGGCCCUACCUGCCUCACACAGACAAUCACUGCAGUUCACUUACAUCUUCUAGCAGGCCCAAUAGUGGCUCCUACAGGUCCAGUGAGGGCCAGUUUAUCUCCAGUGUAACUCUGUGGGGCCUAGCAAUGAAAACACUGCAAAAUGACAAUGAUAUGGAGCAGUAAAAUGUAUAGGCAGUUCAAAGAGUGCACACUUUUCACUAAUGUGUACUUAGCUGAUUUUGAUUGUUACCACCUGGUUCUUGAUUGGUUAAAACAGACUUGUGUCAAAAAAGGCAGCUCUUAUAAUAAAGUGAACAUAAAAUAGUAAUAAUGAA
Molecule: messenger RNA, 2966 nt
Organism: Lates calcarifer (barramundi perch)
Lineage: Eukaryota; Metazoa; Chordata; Actinopteri; Centropomidae
Gene: zbtb49
Product: zinc finger and BTB domain containing 49
Biological process (GO): regulation of transcription by RNA polymerase II
Cellular component (GO): nucleus
Molecular function (GO): DNA-binding transcription factor activity, RNA polymerase II-specific; RNA polymerase II cis-regulatory region sequence-specific DNA binding; protein binding
Source: RefSeq, a predicted model, not a curated record